GCAGAGCAUCUGAAAACUGUCCACCGACCCGCGCGCACAGCACAGGCCGCCCGAGGCUCUCCAUAAAAGCUCCCUUGAGCCGCGCGUUGGUCCCGACCGAAUCCGAACUCCCCCAGAGUCUCCCUCCCUUCCCAGACCCGUCGCUACCCGCAGCGGCGCGCCACACACACACACACACACACCGUUUCCGACGUCUUCUUGACAAUCCCAAGCAACGACCCUGCGUUGAUUAAACUGACCAGAGGGAACCCCGUGCUAGGCCCGCGAGCCUCUUUACUGCCGCGUGCCGCCGCCGGUGGGUGGGGCGCAAUGGCGAGGUACGGCCCCGCGAGGAUGCGGGCGUGCGGGCCGUGGGGCGAGGGCGGCAGCGGCGGCGGCGGCGGCGACGUGGGCGACGCGCUCGAGAAGGAGAUGUCGCGGGACGGCAGCCACUACAGUCUCUCCAGCGGCAUCCUGCCGUCGCUCGGCGCGCGGAGCAACCGCCGCGUCAAGCUCCGCCGCUUCAUUAUCUCCCCCUACGAUCGCCGAUACAGAUUGUGGGAGACUUUCCUUAUAGUUCUUGUAGUCUACUCUGCGUGGGUCUCCCCAUUCGAAUUUGGCUUCAUUCGGAUUCCUACAGGGGGCCUAGCUGCGACCGACAAUGUCGUGAAUGCAUUCUUCGCAGUUGACAUCAUCCUGACCUUCUUUGUAGCUUACUUGAACAGACUGACCUAUUUGCUUGAAGAUGAUCCAAAGAGGAUUGCUUGGCGUUACACUACCAGUUGGUUUGUUCUUGACGUUGCCUCCACCAUCCCAUCAGAAAUUGCUCGUAAGAUGCUACCUUCAAAGCUCAGGACAUAUGGAUUCUUUAACAUGCUUCGUCUAUGGCGUCUGCGGAGAGUCAGCUCUCUAUUUGCUAGAUUGGAGAAGGAUAGACACUUCAAUUACUUCUGGGUUCGAUGUGCAAAGCUCAUUUGUGUCACACUUUUUGCUGUGCACUGUGCAGCAUGCUUCUACUAUCUUAUUGCUGAUAGGUAUCCCCACCCAAGGGACACGUGGAUUGGCAAUACCAUGCCAGAUUUUCAUUACCAGGGUUUGUGGAUUCGCUAUGUAACAUCAAUAUAUUGGUCAAUCACCACACUUACCACUGUGGGAUAUGGGGAUUAUCAUGCGGAAAACAUAAGGGAGAUGAUUUUCAACAUUUUCUACAUGUUCUUUAACCUUGGAUUGACUGCUUAUUUGAUCGGAAACAUGACCAAUUUGGUUGUCCACGGCACCAGCCGUACUCGGAAAUAUAGAGAUACAAUUCAAGCAGCAACCAGUUUUGCCCUAAGGAAUCAGUUACCAACACGGCUGCAAGAUCAGAUGAUAUCACAUCUUAGCUUAAAGUUCAGGACAGACUCAGAAGGUCUUCAACAACAAGAGACUCUUGAUGCACUGCCUAAGGCUAUCAGAUCUAGCAUUGCUCAAUAUCUGUUUCUUACUCUGGUUCAAAAAGUUUACUUAUUUGAUGGAGUCUCUAAUGAUCUGAUUUUUCAACUGGUUUCGGAGAUGAAGGCUGAAUAUUUUCCACCAAGGGAGGAUGUGAUUUUGCAGAAUGAAGCACCCACUGACUUCUACAUUUUAGUUUCUGGUAGUGUGGAGUUUGUUGAGUUGCAAAAUGGUGUGGAACAGGUGGUGGGAGUGGCUAAGUCAGGAGAUGUUGUUGGAGAAAUUGGCGUUCUUUGCUAUAGGCCUCAACUAUUCACAGUCCGAACGAGAUCCUUAUGUCAGCUUCUACGCAUGAAUCGUACCACCUUUCUCAGCAUUGUUCAAUCCAAUGUUGGAGAUGGAACUAUCAUAAUGAACAACCUUAUUCAGUUACUAAAAGAUCAGAAAGACAACAGUGUAAUGGUUGGUGUUCUGAAGGAGAUUGAGAACAUGCUAGCUCGGGGUCGUCUGGAUUUGCCAAUUACACUCUGCUUUGCAGUAACAAGAGGAGAUGACCUUUUGUUGCAGCAACUACUUAAGCGUGGUUUAGAUCCAAACGAGACAGAUAACGAUGGGCGUACAGCACUGCAUAUAGCUGCUUCCAAAGGAAAUGAGCAGUGCAUCAGGCUUCUAUUAGAUUAUGGAGCUGAUCCAAAUGCCAGGGAUCCGGAAGGAAAGGUUCCGCUAUGGGAGGCUGUGUAUGCAAAGCAUGAUGCAGUUGUGCAGCUGUUACUCGAGGGUGGUGCAGAUCUAUCAUUGGGCGAUACAGGAUUAUAUGCUUGCAUCGCAGUUGAAGAAAACAACACAGAGCUGCUCGAGGAAAUACUCCGUCAUGACGGAGAUGUAAACAGACCGGCCAAAGAUGGAAACACUCCGCUGCACCGUGCUGUCUGUGAUGGAAAUGUUCAGAUGGUUGAGUUGUUGCUGGAACACGGAGCUGACAUCGACAAGCAGGACAGCAACGGUUGGACACCAAGAGCUCUAGCUGACCAACAAGGCCAUGAAGAGAUACAGCUCCUAUUUAAACAACGGAAAGCGCCAAGAAAGUACACCUCAAAUGGCAGGGUGACUCCUAUGCUGAUAGGCAGGUUCAGCAGUGAUCCCUCAAUGCCAAAUGUGAUCCGUGAAGAUUCAGAGCUACCUCGCAAAGUUCUUACACAGAAGCUCCUCAAGAGGAAAGUUAGCUUUCAGAACUCCCUUUUCGGUGUCAUCUCUUCGACUCAUCCACACCGAGACACUGACCAUAUACUCUCAAGAGGUCUUGCAGCAACAGGUAGUCCCAAUUAUCACCAAGCCCGUCAGAACUCACUCAUCAGGGUGACGAUCAGCUGUCCCGAGAAGGGGAACGCUGCUGGGAAGCUUGUGAUCCUACCGCAGUCGAUGAAGGGUCUUCUUGAGCUAGGUGCGAAGAAGUUUGACUUCACCCCUGCUAAGGUCCUGACAACCGAGGGUGCUGAGAUUGACGAGGUUGAGCUCAUCAGAGAUGGUGAUCAUAUUGUUCUUGCCAGCGAUGACUGGGUGCCAGAUGUUGCACAAAUAAGAUGUAAAAAUACGUGAGAGAAGUUGUGUUUUCUGGUUCACUAUAAUUUGGGUAAAGGGGGGAAGGUUGCCCAUGUGACGAAAGCAAAUGAUGAAAGAAAAACUGGAAACCACCAAUGGCUACUCAACUAGAUGGUGAAUUUUGGUCAUGUACGGCAGGUAAAUGUAUAGCAUCAAAUUGAUAUGCUAUAUAUUGUUUAGAAAAUUGUAGUUAGAAAUUUUGUAGGUUCUUUUUCUUUUGUUGUAAAGGCUGUCCGGAGAAAGGAUAGGGCUAUCUAACUUUGUUGUUGUUAUUAUAGCCCUCACGAUUGUUCAAUUCUACUUAUGAAAUCUACGGGGUACUCUCUCUGAUCCUAAAUUGUUGACUCAAAUUUGCUCGAAUAUGAAUGUAUCUAUUAUUAAAAAGCGUCUA
Messenger RNA from Brachypodium distachyon (stiff brome), 3400 nucleotides. RefSeq names its product potassium channel AKT1. Gene Ontology annotation, cellular component: membrane. Bases 310 to 3006 code for a protein of 898 amino acids. Gene Ontology annotation, biological process: transmembrane transport; potassium ion transport. Gene Ontology annotation, molecular function: protein binding; voltage-gated potassium channel activity. NCBI's taxonomy places the organism in Eukaryota, Viridiplantae, Streptophyta, Magnoliopsida, Poales, Poaceae. The record is from RefSeq and is a predicted model, not a curated record. The transcript is spliced from 11 exons.